Molecule: messenger RNA, 1975 nt
Organism: Bombus impatiens (common eastern bumble bee)
Lineage: Eukaryota; Metazoa; Arthropoda; Insecta; Hymenoptera; Apidae
Exons: 5
Coding region: 268-1374 (368 amino acids)
Source: RefSeq, a predicted model, not a curated record
AGACUAUAUAUUUCAUGUAUUCUUUCAUUUUUUUUUUCAUGUAUAUUUUUCUAAAUUCUAGUAACUUUUUGAAUCUUACGUAUGUAUGAUGUAUAAUCCGAAUGUAAUUCAUUCAUUGCAUUCUUUCAGCAUACAAAUUUUUGCUACGAAUUUUAGUAUAAGCUCAAGAUAUGUACAUAUAGCUUUUAUGAUAUGUAAAUAAUGGCAUCUAUCCAAGUGGGGGAUUAAAUAACCUGAUUAUGCUACAAAUGAUCGAAGCAAUUUAUCAUGCCAAUUGCAUGGACCGAUAGUCUAACGUUGAGAUUAGUAAUUUUUUACAGUAAACACGAAUGUCUAAGAAAUCCUUUUCAUCCGGAUUAUAAGAACAAACGAUGUCGUUACAAAGCUUACAAAAAAAUUGUGGAUUCUAUGGAUGUUUGUUGUUUAACAGUUUAUGAUUGUAUCAAAAGGAUUACCUGUGUAAAGGCCCAAUACUGUUAUGAGCUGUCUAAAAUCAGUGCUGCAAUUUCCUGUGAGAAGUUUUAUAGACCAAUAGCGAACUGGUUUCCAAUAAUCCAUGAACUGUUUUUCCCAUUUAUACCAACUUACAAUUGUACAAGUGAUUGCUGCAAGAUAUGCAGUGACAAAACAGACACACAUAAAGGUUAUGACUAUGAAGAAACACAGGAGCAGUCGACACGUCCAGUCCCCACGGAACCGAGAGCAUUAAGCACAGACUGUGGUUGUCCAUAUGAAACUUGUUAUUGUGACAAAUCGAAUAUAGCUAAACCUCGUACUCGUCUUAGGAAAGCAGAAAAACCACCUUUCUUCCUGACGGAAGAGAAAGGUGUAACUACUUCGCAAACCACAGCAAGAGAUUGCAAAUAUUACUUGCACCAGCAAAAAGUAUCUCAAAUCGAUGUGGGGAGUAACAUCAGAAGUAUCAGUACUGAGCACGCGACUCAAUCUGAACUUUCUUAUUUCAAAACUGCAUGUACAGCUUGUCAAGUGUGUAUGGAAAAUGAAGUACCUUUUAACUUGAUGAAAAAAGAUCUAAAGGAGACAGACAUUAGUUACACAGAUUGUGCUCCACCAGUGAAAGACAUUAAAGAAAGAAGGAAAACUGACGAAUUUGACAUGUUCGGCAAGAGUAUUGCGUUUCAGUUGCGAAAUAUAAGUUUCGAAAUUGCAGUUAAAUUGGAGAAACGAAUACAAGAUCUAAUUGCACAAGAACGUCUGGAUCAUAUGAAACUGAAAUAUUUGGAUUGCUGUACAGCUUCUAGUUGCAGCGAAUGUGCAGUUUUGCGCAAGGAAAUGGUUUGCAGCUGCGGCCUUCCGAUAAUCAUGAUCAAGGCAGAUUCUUCCUGCGAUCUUGAUUGCAAGCAACGAAUAUAAUGUCUACGAAUUGUCUGUAUUUGUUUAGUACUUAGAAAAAAAUCUUAUCAAAGAUAUAAUAUAUGAAAUAUGAUUCUAUAUGUUGGUUCUGGUAUUAAUGUAUAGUAUCGUAGCGAAACAAAAUUAAUAAAAUAACGUAGAGUGAUUUAACAAAUGCUUCCGUUCGAUGUAUCGCGCGAUCAAAUUCAGUCGCGUUCUUUAACUGAAACUGAUUUUAUCUUGUGAAUAGUCGUAAAAUUAUAAACGUAUAAGAAAUCGCAAACACUAUUUUCAUAGAGACACUGUAUUAAAAUACUGUUGGUAAAUUCUUCGUAUUAUAAAAUGUCGUCCAAAUGGAACGAGAGAUUAGUGAUCAGUUUUUUAAAAGCGUACAAGCAAUAUCCGUGCCUUUGGAACCCUUAUCACAGACAUUACUAUAACUGCUAUGAGAAGAACAAGGCAUUGCAAAGAAUUAUCAACGAUCUCUGCAUACCCGGCUUUACCGUAACCGAUUAUUUGCACCAGAUCAAGAGCAUAAGAGAAAAGUAAUGUACGAUCGGAAUUUUUGGUAAUGAAUAUUGUGAAAGAGAUAAGAGAGAAAAUAAAAAACAUCAUGAACGAA